AAAAUGUUUCAUAAAUCAAUACGAAGUAUAUUGAAAACACAAUAUCGAUUUUACGUAGCAAAAAUCGAGCAACAAACUGAACACUUACCACUUGAAGAAAUUGGAAAUAUUAUAAAAAUAAAACCAGAAAGAUUAGCUGCAGCUUUUCGAAAGAAUGCAAAAUUAAAUCGUACACAUUCUAGUCAUUGGAAAUGUUUUUUCAACACUUUAACAAAUCAAGGUUUUAAACCCGAAAUAUGUUUAAGUAUGGUCACAAAUUAUCCCGAAUUGUUAUAUAAAAAAGAGAAGGAUUUAAUCAAUGGUUUAGAAAAUUGGAGAAAUUGCCAAUUUGGUGAGAGCGCUGCUAUUCAUCUUCUUUCAACUCAUCCACAUUUCAUUGAUAUUCCAUCUAAUCAAAUUUACGAACGUACAAAUAAUUUAAGCUCGUUAAUAUCGUCAAGAGUUAAAGUUAAACAGUUAAUUGAAUUAAAUCCAAACGUAAUGGUCGUAAAUUGGAAUCAAAUAACACAAUCUAUUGAUUAUUUAACCAAUAUUAUGAAGAUAGAAAUGUCUGAAAUUUAUAAAUCAAGCGCGUUACAAUUACCUUUGGAAGAGCUACAAUGCCGACACACUUUUUUGGUACGUUUAGGAUUGUUUAAACCACGUAACCCAAAAGCCAGUCCUUUAGAUCCCUGUACUAAUCCAAAACUACGACAAAUUACUGAUACGGAUGAUACAGUUUUUGCUAAAAGUGUGUGCCAAGUUAGUUUAGAAGAGUUUCGAGUUUUUCAACAAUUGUUUGAGAGAGAACUAAAGAACAAAGAUGAUUUCAAUGAAGAUUUAGAUUAGAUAUUCUUGUCCGCCAUUGUGUUUCCUCUAGAUGAAAGGAUAAAAAUCCAGUGUUGUGAUCUUUAUGCAUCGUUUAGUAAAUAAUUUUGUCGAAUUUCAUUAUAAAAAAUGUCCAUUACGUAUACAAGUGUUGGAUAGAAGAUGAGUUUCAAAUUA
Chrysoperla carnea is the source of this 984-nucleotide messenger RNA. Its product is annotated as transcription termination factor 4, mitochondrial-like. The record is from RefSeq and is a predicted model, not a curated record. The coding region runs from base 4 to 828 and encodes 274 amino acids. NCBI's taxonomy places the organism in Eukaryota, Metazoa, Arthropoda, Insecta, Neuroptera, Chrysopidae. The transcript has a single exon. Gene Ontology annotation, molecular function: double-stranded DNA binding. Gene Ontology annotation, biological process: regulation of DNA-templated transcription.